AUGGGCAGCCGUAGGACCUCCCGCAUUGUGCGUAAACCGUCCAGACAUCAUUCGAAAGGUCAUCCGAUACAGCACACCGCGAAUCGCAUGUACGUGGACUCAGAGCAAAUGCUUCAGUGCAAUUCCGGUCCACCGGGUGAGCCGAAUGUGGGAUCGAUUGCAGCAAUGUUUGAGGAUUUAGCCCCGCACAGAGCCGACGACGUGUCGAUCGGACCAAAUAGUAUGGAACAGGAGAUUGAAUCACACGCCCACACAUCCACCGACGUACCACCGCUCGUUCCCGCACACGCCUCACAGUGUGCAUGUUCACAAAAACAGAUUUCGCUGGCACAAAAACGCAUCGCGGAAUUGGAGGCGCGACACAACACUCUGGUUGAGCAUUUGAAUUUGCAACGCAGUCGUCUGGCCGCAGCGGACGCGACUGUGGUCAGCCUGGCUCGGACUCUGUUGCAGUUCACGAUGAAGAAUGACCAAGGAAAAUCAAUGGAUUUGGACCCGAACACAUCCAUUCAUCCAGAUGAACCGAGUGCUCUGAAUGACAUGUACACAAAACCUGCCUUUGCACCUCCGAAACAUCUAGUCGGUGCCCUGAUACGUCAGAACACGCUACCUGGUUCAGUAGACAGUAUCACACGACUCGAAGGGAGCGAGGCACGUCAACCCAACGGUUUUAUCCCUACUGGACUUCCUAUGACCACAACCGUGUCAUCCAAAUCGUUGGAUCCGAUGGCCUGGGUUCAAGCCCCUACUAUGCCGACUCGAAUGCAGCACAACAUGCGUAAGCUGUAA
This is a messenger RNA of Echinostoma caproni, 789 nucleotides long. The record is from the annotation of a GenBank genome assembly. Lineage: Eukaryota; Metazoa; Platyhelminthes; Trematoda; Plagiorchiida; Echinostomatidae.